CCAAUUUCUUCGGGGUUUGGAUUCGGAGUGUCUGGGUGGCCGAGCUCGGCCCCGGGGGACCAGCAGCAUCCCGAGCGGACGAGCUACAGGAAUUCAAGAUGCUGCUAAUGCAGAGGCUGAUGCUGGGCAGGCUGAGGGCCAGCCAUUGCAGGAGCCUCCACAGCAAGCCGGUGAUGGCACUCAGGAGGGAGGAUGUGAAUGCCUGGGAACGAAGGGCACCUCUGGCUCCCAAGCACAUCAAAGGUAUCACUAACCUGGGAUACAAGGUCUUGAUACAGCCUUCUAAUCGGCGGGCCAUUCAUGACAAGGAAUAUGUGAAAGCUGGAGGCAUUCUUCAGGAAGACAUUUCAGAAGCUUGUCUAAUUUUGGGAGUUAAAAGGCCCCCAGAAGAAAAAUUGAUGUCCAAGAAGACAUAUGCUUUCUUCUCCCACACAAUAAAAGCUCAGGAGGCCAAUAUGAGGUUGCUGGAUGAGGCUCUGAAACAGGAAAUACGGCUUAUUGAUUAUGAGAAAAUGGUGGACCACAGAGGAUUUCGCAUAGUAGCAUUUGGACAGUGGGCAGGUGUGGCAGGGAUGAUCAACAUUUUGCAUGGAAUGGGCUUAAGGCUCCUUGCUUUGGGACAUCACACACCUUUUAUGCAUCUUGGCAUGGCUCAUAACUACAGGAAUAGCAGUCAGGCUGUGCAAGCUGUCCGUGAUGCUGGCUAUGAGAUAUCUCUGGGUUUAAUGCCAAAGUCAAUAGGGCCCUUAACAUUUGUUUUCACAGGGACUGGUAAUGUAUCAAAGGGUGCUCAAGAAGUCUUUAAUGAGUUACCUUAUGAGUAUGUGGAGCCUCAUGAGUUGAAAGAAGUUUCGAAAACUGGAGACCUCAGGAAAGUGUAUGGGACAGUGUUAAGUCGCCAUCAUCAUCUUGUCAGGAAAACAGAUGGUGUGUAUGAUCCUAUAGAAUAUGAGAAAUAUCCUGAGCGCUACACAAGUCUUUUUAAUACUGAUAUUGCACCCUAUACAACUUGUUUAAUUAAUGGAAUCUACUGGGAACAAAACACCCCUCGCCUGCUAACUCGCCAUGAUGCUCAAAGUCUCCUGGCUCCAGUAAAGUCCUCCAUUGUUCCCGUUGAAGGCUGCCCUGAAUUACCACACAAACUUGUAGCAAUAUGUGACAUUUCAGCCGACACAGGAGGGUCUAUAGACUUUAUGACCGAGUGCACCACCAUAGAGCAUCCCUUUUGCAUGUAUGAUGCAGACCAGCACAUUAUUCAUGACAGUAUCGAAGGCUCUGGGAUUCUGAUGUGCUCCAUUGACAAUCUGCCAGCACAGCUUCCAAUUGAAGCUACAGAGUACUUUGGAGACAUGCUUUACCCCUAUGUUGAAGAAAUGUUAUUAUCAGAUGCUUCACAGCCUCUUGAAAGUCAGAACUUUUCUCCAGUGGUAAGAGAUGCAGUGAUCACAUCCAAUGGUACAUUGACUGAUAAAUAUAAAUACAUCCAGAAGCUUCGAGAAAGCAGAGAACGUGUUCAGUCACUUGCAAUGACUACUAAGAAGAAGGUCUUGGUUCUUGGUUCUGGUUAUGUAUCUGGACCUGUUUUAGAAUAUCUGUCAAGAGACAGCAAUAUAGAAAUAACAGUAGGCUCUGAUAUGGCAAGUCAACUUAAACAGUUAAGCAAAAAAUAUAAUAUCAAUCCUGUUAGCAUAACUGUUGGUAAACAAGAAGAGAGGCUGGGCUCCUUGGUGGCAUCACAGGACCUUGUCAUCAGCCUCCUGCCUUAUGUGUUGCAUCCUGUUGUGGCCAAGGCAUGCAUUACCAGCAAAGUUAAUAUGGUUACUGCAAGCUACAUCACACCAGCCCUGAGGGAACUGGAAAAGAGUGUGGAAGAUGCGGGCAUCACACUCAUUGGCGAAUUGGGGUUGGAUCCUGGUCUUGAUCACAUGUUGGCAAUGGACACAAUCGAUAAGGCAAAAGAAAUGGGAGCCACGGUUGAAUCUUAUAUUUCUUACUGUGGUGGGCUCCCAGCCCCAGAACAUUCAGAUAAUCCUUUAAGGUAUAAGUUUAGCUGGAGCCCAGUGGGAGUUCUGAUGAACACCAUGCAGCCGGCCACCUAUCUGCUGGAUGGAAAGGUUGUGAACGUGGAGGGAGGAGUCUCCUUUCUUGAUGCAGUCACUCCUAUGGAUUAUUUCCCAGGACUUAACUUGGAAGGCUAUCCAAACAGAGACAGUACCCGAUAUGCUGGGAUUUAUGGUAUUCAGUCUGCUCAUACAUUGCUGCGGGGAACACUGAGGUAUAAGGGAUAUUCCAAAGCUUUGAAUGGAUUUAUAAAGUUGGGUCUUAUCAAUAGAGAAACAUAUCCUGCCCUUCGACCUGAGGUCAACCCUCUCACCUGGAAACAGCUUCUCUGUGAUCUAGUUGGAAUUUCACGCUCUUCUUCAAGUGAUAUGCUUAGGGAAGUUGUCCUCAUGAAACUGGGAGGAGACAAUACCCAGCUGGAGGCUGCUGAACAGUUGGGCUUACUUGGGGAGGAGCAAGUUCCUCAGGCGGAGUCCAUUGUGGAUGCCCUCUCCAAGCAUUUGUCUUCAAAACUCUCCUAUGGUCCUCAAGAAAAAGAUAUGAUUGUGAUGAGAGAUAGCUUUGGAAUCAGACAUCCUUCUGGACAUUUAGAAAAGAAAACCAUUGAUCUUGUGGUCUAUGGAGAUUUCAACGGCUUUUCAGCAAUGGCUAAAACAGUGGGGUUGCCCACGGCCAUGGCAGCCAAAAUGCUGCUUGAUGGUGAAAUUGAAGCCAAAGGCCUGAUGGGGCCUUUUACAAAGGAAAUCUAUAGUCCAAUACUGGAGCGGAUUAAAGCAGAAGGCAUUAUAUGUACUACCCAGAGCACAAUCAAACAAUAAUUAGAAAUUAAGUUAUUUUGUCUUGCCAGUCAACAUAGUCCUCAGUGUGUGUGACAAGCAUUUUUGCUGAUAUCCAUUUUAUAAAGUCUCAAGCAUACAUAUUUUGAAAAAGCCAACAGUACUUUCAAGAUAAAGGUCCCCAUUUUAAUAAGUAUUUUAGAUGUCAAUCAUUACCAGAGAACUUUAAUAAUUCUGCCAUGUAUUUUUCAUAUGUAUGUAAAAGCAACAGUGAUGAUACUGCUUGUUAAUUUAUUGUACCUCUUUUUUUCUUUCAAGAACAUAUUUUCUUAUAAUCAACAAAUGCAGUUAUACUGUUUUAGCUGAGAGAAGCCUCCUGCAGUUAUAUUUUUGAAUUUUUCAAGUUGAUUUGGCUAGAUAGCUUUAGAUUGCAUCUUAUAAACUCUGUAAAGUUAUGACUUAUUUAGUAACAUCAUUUUUUAUCAUUUUCUGUCAUGUGCCUGGAGAAAGGAUCGGAUGCCAUUAAGACACAACCUGUAUGACCCUUGCAUUAGGUAUAGCAAAAAUGUCUGACAAAAUACAUUACCCUUUCAUGAUUAAAACAGCAACAUUCAGUGAACUGGAGGAGAACACCUUCAGCCUUGUAAAUAUCUAUUAAAACCCAAAUCUUGAUUAUGUUAAA
Jaculus jaculus (lesser Egyptian jerboa) is the source of this 3519-nucleotide messenger RNA. It is a transcript of the gene Aass, whose product is annotated as aminoadipate-semialdehyde synthase. The coding region runs from base 99 to 2879 and encodes 926 amino acids. NCBI's taxonomy places the organism in Eukaryota, Metazoa, Chordata, Mammalia, Rodentia, Dipodidae. Gene Ontology annotation, cellular component: cytoplasm. Gene Ontology annotation, molecular function: saccharopine dehydrogenase activity. The record is from RefSeq and is a predicted model, not a curated record. The transcript is spliced from 24 exons.